AUGAAUGUUUAAGUAGAGAUGGUACAUCUAAUCUUAAAUACUCAAGAUUCUUUCACUUUUAAUGACAUGGAAAAUUUGGGUCCAUGGUAUAAAUAUGGAGGUAGCAUACAUUAAGAACUUUAAAGAAUAUCCUCAUUGAAAUUAGGCAAAUCCGUCUCAGAACAUCAAACAGACAAGAUAAUAAGUUCCAAUAGAUAAAUAAUUCAAAUGCAAUCUGGGAGAAGGUUUUCAUAAGAAAUCAUUAAACAAACAUAAUUUCCUCUUGAUGAAAAAAUCAUGAAAUCUGCAUCAAUCCACUAAGAAUCCAAAAGCAGAACAUAAUUAUUUAAAUAGCUUAGAUCACCUAAACCGAAAGAUAAUUCUUUGAUCACUACAAAACAAGAAGAAACUCAAACUAAUAAUAUUAAAUAGGAAAAAACAAAUGUUGGCUUUUUUGUCCAAUGUUAUCCUAACAGAAACAGAUCUAAAUUGUCUAAUUUUUAAACUUCCAAAGAGUACUUUGAAGUAAAAUAAUAUUUAUUAUUUAAGAGAAAAUAGCAUUGAAAAUGAUGUAUGGUCUUAAUAGAGUUUAAAAUGAUGAAACAACAUAAAAUACAAAUUAAAAUCAAUAAUUUAUUAUAUAAUAAGAACAAAAAGAAAGAAAUGUAUAAUCUAGAAUAGCUCCUAAGACAGUAGGCAGAAACUAUUUUUAUAAAAAAGAAUUAAAAUUUCAUAAUACUAAUACAUCUUAAACAAAUCUAAAUAAAACUAUUAAUAACUCUAUCAAUUCCUUAUUAAAUCACCCAUAAAAUAUUGCAAAAUCAAGAAUUCCAUUUCAUAAAAUUAUUAAUAAAAAAACUGUUAUUUCUUUUGCAUCCCAAAAUCAACUAUUAGAGAAGUAGUAUUAACAAUCAUAACUUUAACAUAACAAAAUUUAAAGAAUGAUUAGUAGUUGA
This is a messenger RNA of Paramecium primaurelia, 935 nucleotides long. The record is from the annotation of a GenBank genome assembly. NCBI's taxonomy places the organism in Eukaryota, Ciliophora, Oligohymenophorea, Peniculida, Parameciidae.